AUGGUAAGAGAUGCUGAGGAAAUGCAGCGCGUCCUUAAACAUGGGGCCCAUGAGGAGGGAGAAGGUUUCCCUCUCUCCUUGCCAAUUAGGACAAGAUCCCUGAGAGAAGAGCUGCAGGGAGCGGCCUGCCCCCUCCUGCACCCUCCUGACAGCAUGGCAUCGCCCAUGAAGAAUUUGCUUUCGGAUCUGGACAGAUACGCCCAGUCAUUCCGCCUGUUCCUGGAGAGGUCGACCGAGCACCAGAGCAUGCUGGAGUUCGUGGAGAAGCAGCUGCCGGACGUGAUAGCGAGUAUUGGGAAUGGGAAGUCUACAAUCAAUGUUCUAAGCGUUGGUAGUGGAGCAGGAGAGAUGGACUUGCAGAUCCUCUCAAAAAUACGAGCCAGAUAUCCUGGUGUCACCAUCAACAAUGAUGUGAUAGAGCCAAGUGCUAGUCAAAUCUCCAAGUACAAAGAACAUGUGGCUCAGGCAUCAAACCUCGAGAACAUAAAGUUUACCUGGCACAAGGAGACAGCUAAUGAUUAUGAAAGUCGAAUGAAUGCAGAAAAGAACACUAAAAAAUGGGACUUCAUUCACAUGAUCCAGAUGCUCUAUUAUGUGAAAGAUAUCCCAUCGACUCUCCGGUAUUUCCACAGUCUCCUGGAAUCACAGGCGAAGCUCCUCAUUAUCCUGGUGUCAGGAAAGAGUGGCUGGGAAACUCUGUGGAAGAAGUAUGCAUCUUCCUUCCCUUUGGAAGGUUUUUGCUCUUAUAUUUCCUCUGCUGAUUUGCCAAGGAUGCUGGAUUCAGCUGGGAUGAAGUACCAGCUUUAUGAGCUCCCAUCCCACCUGGACAUAACAAGCUGCUUUAUUGAAGGGGACAAAGAUGGGGAGCUCUUGCUGGAUUUCCUGACAGAAACAAUUGAUUUUACUAAAACUGCCCCUCCUGAACUAAAGUGUCAGAUAAUGGAAGAGUUGAGAAAGCCUGGAUGCAGUGAAAUCAGAGAUGGGAAGGUGUUUUUCCAUAACAACCUAGGUGUAAUAGUGAUUGAGCCAUGA
Messenger RNA from Cinclus cinclus, 1032 nucleotides. Its product is annotated as histamine N-methyltransferase-like. NCBI's taxonomy places the organism in Eukaryota, Metazoa, Chordata, Aves, Passeriformes, Cinclidae. The transcript has 7 exons. The record is from RefSeq and is a predicted model, not a curated record. Gene Ontology annotation, molecular function: N-methyltransferase activity. Bases 1 to 1032 code for a protein of 343 amino acids.